This is a messenger RNA of Suncus etruscus (white-toothed pygmy shrew), 3135 nucleotides long. RefSeq names its product carboxypeptidase Z (gene CPZ). The record is from RefSeq and is a predicted model, not a curated record. Gene Ontology annotation, biological process: proteolysis. Lineage: Eukaryota; Metazoa; Chordata; Mammalia; Eulipotyphla; Soricidae. Gene Ontology annotation, molecular function: zinc ion binding; metallocarboxypeptidase activity.
CUGGCGGUCUGCGCCGAUGUGCCCUACCGGCUGACGGCCUUCCCCACACCACUGGGCCACCGCUCUGAGGCAGCAGCCGAGGCCAGUCCUGAGGGUGUCCUGCUGGGCGUCCUGCACCACCUCCUGGAAGGCCAGUGUAACCCCGACCUGCGCCUGCUGGGCUGCGCUGUGCUGGCACCACGCUGUGAGGCCGGGCGACUGGUCAAGCCCUGCCGCAGCCGCUGCCACCUCCUCCGCACCGCCUGCCAGGCUGCCUUCGAAGCCAUCCACAUGGCUUGGCCCUACUUCCUCAAUUGCACCCAUUUCUUUGCCCCUGAUGAUGAUGCCAACGGCUGCUUCGACCCCCUGGAGGAGCUGCGAGGCGGCCUGGAGAAAGAGGAGCCGCAGCCCUCUGGCCCGCCGCCCACCUUCCUGCUCUUCAAGCACCACAGCUACGCAAACAUGGUGAGAGUGCUCCGGCGCACAGCCGCGCGCUGCGCCCGCGUGGCCCGCAUCUACAGCAUCGGGCGCAGCUUUCAGGGCAAGGAGCUGCUGGUCAUCGAGUUUUCCAGCCAGCCUGGCCGCCAUGAGCUGAUGGAGCCCGAGGUGAAGCUCAUCGGCAACAUCCAUGGCAAUGAGGUGGUGGGCAGGGAGCUGCUCAUCUACCUGGCCCAAUUCCUGUGCUCUGAGUAUCUGCUGGGCAAUGCCCGCGUGCAGCGCCUCCUCAACUCCACCCGCAUCCACCUGCUACCGUCCAUGAACCCUGACGGCUACGAGGUGGCGGCUGCCGAAGGCGCCGGUCAUAACGGCUGGAUCAGUGGACGGCAGAAUGCGCAGAACCUGGACCUGAAUCGCAACUUCCCGGACCUCACGUCUGAGUACUACCGGCUGGUGGGGGCCCGUGGAGCCCGCGCCGACCACAUCACCAUUCCCCAGCACUACUGGGGGGGGAAAGUGGCCCCCGAGACGAAGGCCAUCAUGAAGUGGAUGCAGACCACCCCAUUCGUGCUGUCAGCCAGCCUGCAUGGGGGCGACCUGGUGGUGUCCUACCCCUUCGACUUCUCACAACACCCAGCAGAGGAGAAGAUGUUUUCUCCCACCCCAGAUGAGAAGAUGUUCCAACUGCUGUCCAGGGCCUACGCCGAAGCCCACCCCAUGAUGACCGACAGGUCUGAGAACCUGGGGGGCAACUUCCUGAAGCUCGGGGGUGUCAUCAACGGAGCUGACUGGUACAGCUUCCCGGGCGGCAUGUCCGACUUCAACUACCUGCACAGCAACUGCUUCGAGGUGACUGUGGAGCUGGGGUGUGUGAAGUUCCCACCUGAGGGGCUGUACCCACUGUGGCGCCACAACAAGGAGGCGCUACUGCAUUUCCUGGAGUCUGUGCACCGUGGCAUCAAGGGUGUGGUGAUGGACAAGUUCGGCCGGCCAGUCCCCAACGCCCGCAUACUGGUGAAGGGCAUCCGCCAUGGUAUCACUACAGGUGGCCUCGACGGUGGAUAUUGGCGGCUGCUGCCCCGGCUCCACCUGGUUAUUGCACAAGCACCUGGCUACUCCAAGGUCAUCAAGAAGGUCACCAUCCCUGCACGCAUGAAGCGGGCUGGCCGUUGGGACUUUAUUCUGCAGCCAUCAGGGGCAGGGCCAACAAGGCUCCCUCAAAGUCAGAAAGAAGAGGGCCAGGGCACAGAACCCUCUCCCAGGCACAGCCAUAGACCCUCUGAAGGAGGAGGAUGGGCACAGCCAUGGUGGUGGUCCUACUUCGCAUCGCUGAGCCGGCACCAGCCACGCUGGCUGCUCAAUACUAACUACAGCACGGGGCCCAUUUCUCAUAAAUUUGAUGAGAAGAAGAGGGUGAAAGAGACAAGUAUGGACUUGGGCGAGAGCUUAAAACCAUAUUUAGAGAAAAAUAAUUUUCAUCAACUCUAUGGCACAGAAUUGAAGAGAAUAAGAGGUGAGUUCCUGGAAAAACAAAAUCAGAUCUAUAAAAUUGACCUAAGUAUUGAUGGGGCAGCCGCGGGAGGCCAGGAGGACCUUGAGCAUGUGGUCAGCCCUGAGCAGGGCCAGGCUGCUGGGCUUCUUGCAGCAGUGAGAAAGUUCUGGAGCUGGAUAGGGACAAUGUUCGUGAGGAUCUGCAGAGUCUGGUCUGGAGAGCACAGGCUGCGGAGUCUCCUGGUCCCACAGCAGGGGCUCUGGGCUGCCUUGAGCGGGGCUUGGAUGCAGGUUUGUAGGCUCAAGGGGGUUCCAAGCCUGGGGCACCAAGAUGCAGAGAAGCUGGGGGAGACUGCCGAGCAAGACCUCAAAUCCCAUCAAGGUUCACUCGCCAGGGAACAGAUGAGUAGAAAGGAGCACGACAGCUCUGCUCCACUUCUUUACGUGGCCAUGUGGACUGGCUGGCUUGGAGGUGCUCUUGCCUCACCUGAAAACAUCUUAGUGAGACACUGGGCCCAGGAGUGCAACAUUGUCAUGGCUGUGUUUCUCCAGGGAACGAUAUGUUCAGCCCUCGCCUCCCCAAACAAGAAGGUGGGGGCUGCAUGGGAUGAACCUCUGUCCCCCUCCAUCCCCCAGACAAACAAAGCCACAGGGCUUCCUUUUCUCUUCCAUUCCCUGGAGAAUUCUCAAGUCCUGCAGGUGCCACCAAAGAACCCAUGCUCAGCUCUCAGGGAGAUCUCACGCAGCUAUGCAGAGACGGGCAUGGGUGAGCCCCAGCACACUCUCGAGGACCUGGGCAGCCGUGUCCUUUCUCACUUGCCCGAUGGCCCCAAAGGACAACAGGUGUGUCAGCUUCAAGGCAGUACUGAAGGCAUCAUUGUGGGGCCCAGAAAGAUGCUGAGAAGGGACAUCCCUUGGCCUGGGGUCUUCUGGGGUGUGUCCAACUUUGAAAGUUGGAGGAAAGAUGGUCUGCGGGGGCAGCCAAUUGAGGGGCCUGAUGAGCUUUGGAGUAGCAAAGGAGAAUUUAUGGAGGAUGAAAACAGUUUAACUAAGCCUGGAGCCCAGCCGUGGAUCUGGCUGGAGAAAGCAUUUUCCAUGGGGCCCACGCAAGUCUGUUUUGUCCCAAGGUCCAGGAUCCUUGGGCUCUGUCCUGCCUGCCACUAUCGUCUCCUGAGACCUCGGCAGAGUCCCAAGCUCCAGCUUGCAGUCAGGGAACCUGAGAGAUGA